This is a messenger RNA of Pocillopora verrucosa, 3278 nucleotides long. Its product is annotated as AMP deaminase 2. NCBI's taxonomy places the organism in Eukaryota, Metazoa, Cnidaria, Anthozoa, Scleractinia, Pocilloporidae. The record is from RefSeq and is a predicted model, not a curated record. Gene Ontology annotation, biological process: AMP metabolic process; IMP salvage. Gene Ontology annotation, cellular component: cytosol. Gene Ontology annotation, molecular function: AMP deaminase activity.
GAUCGAGGUACCUCACCAGGAAAGCAACCGAUCGGCCGCCCAUUGAGAACUACGUACUUGUUAUAGUGGCGAGAGAAAAUCGUCGCAGUCGCUCGAUCUUGAUAUAAUGGAACAAAACGAGGCUCUAGCAGCUAACGAAUUAGGAGACCACGUUGGAGAUGUUGAAGAUUCGGCCAGGCGGCAUCGAUUUUUCUCUGGACCUUCAAAGUUUGCAGCAGUUGUCGGGCAGGUUGUCGCAGCGAAGAACCACGAUGUUUUCCAAACUUUGCAAGAGACAUUGGGGGUCCUUCAAGAUGAGGCGGAAGUAUCAAGGGAUUCACACAAAAAAGAGGGUCUUUGGUGUCAUCCAUUUGAAAUUCCUCGCCAUCCCAUAGAGCAGAUUGAAAUGAAAAACGAAGAAAUUGACUUGGAAAGACAACAGUCCAAGAUGAUAGAGAGCUUAACUCCAGAUGAUUUCUCAGAGAUAGAGGAAGCCUUGAAGAAAGAUAAAGACGAUGAGCUAGGCUAUGGUGCAGAGCGACUUCCUUUUUAUCAAAGGCUGUCUAUUUCCGGCGGAGAUAUAAGCGGGGUGUCCAUUGAUGAGCUGCAGCAGGCUGCCAAGCUCCUAGUAGAGGCCUUGUUCAUCAGAUCAAAGUAUAUGGCCAUGAGCAUGCAAAGCUUUUGUUCCACAACUGCUCGGAAACUGAAGACUGUGCAUGAAGAUUUUGAUACAGAGGCUCAGUACUUUCACUUAAAGAGACAUUCCAUUGAUGACGAUUUAGACACCUGCCUUCUACAGCCAUUUUCAAUUCAGUCACCAUUUGACAUUGAGGUACCUGGUGACUGUGGGUAUAUCUUUGAGAUGAUUGAUGGUGUCUACCAUAUCACAGCUUGUAAAAGAGACGUCACCAGUGAUUUUACUGUCAGUGACUCAGCCCAACCAGUAACACACCCUGCUCCAAAUCUCCAGGAAUUUUUUGAAGAUCAAAACAUUCUCCUGGCUCUAUCAACUCAUGGACCUAUAAAGUCAUUUGCGCACCGACGUUUGAAGUACCUAGAUUCUCGACACAGUCUUCAUUCCCUGCUAAAUGAGAACAGGGAACUAGCAGCUAUGAAGGAUGUUCCACAUAGGGACUUUUACAAUGUUAGAAAGGUUGACACUCAUGUACAUGGAGCAUCCUGUAUGAAUCAGAAACACUUGCUGCGUUUUAUAAAACGGAAAAUGAAGUAUAAUGCUGAGGAUUUAGUUACGGUCCAUGAAGGAAGGGAGAUCACAUUACGAGAGGUCUUUGCCAUGUUGAAGCUGACCCCAUAUGAUCUAAGUGUUGACAGAUUGGAUGUACAUGCUGACAGGAACACUUUCCACCGCUUUGACAAGUUCAACACCAAGUACAACCCCAUAGGUGAAAGCAGGUUGAGGGAGAUCUUUCUCAAGACAGACAAUCACAUCAAUGGCCGUUACUUUGCGGAGAUGUUGAAGGAAGUCAUAGCUGAUUUAGAAGAAAGCAAAUAUCAGAAUGCUGAAUACAGGAUAUCCAUUUAUGGGAGAGCAAAGAAUGAAUGGGAUAUCCUGGCUUCUUGGGCAGUUCAACAUGACAUGUAUUCAGACAAUGUGCGCUGGCUCAUUCAAAUUCCUCGACUGUAUGAUAUCUAUCGAUCAAAGAACAUUGUGAACAAUUUCCAAGAGAUGUUGGAGAACAUCUUCCAUCCAUUAUUUGAGGCCACAGUCAAUCCACAGGCACACCCAGACCUUCACAAAUUUCUUACUCAGGUUCUUGGCUUUGACAGUGUGGAUGAUGAGAGCAAAGCUGAAAGUCAUUUGUUUUCAACCAAAAGCCCUUUGCCUGCCGACUGGAACAACACAGACAACCCACCCUAUGCAUAUUACCUCUACUACAUGUAUUCCAACAUAGUGGUGCUAAACCACUUACGAAAGGAGCGUGGUUUUAACACAUUUGUUUUGCGACCUCAUUGUGGAGAGGCUGGUCCUGCCCAUCAUUUGGUAUCAGCAUUCAUGUUGGCUGAGAACAUCUCUCAUGGUCUUCUUCUUAGGAAGGUACCAGCCCUGCAGUACCUCUACUACCUGGCUCAGAUUGGAAUUGCCAUGUCUCCCCUGAGCAACAACUCUCUCUUCCUUAACUAUCAGAGGAAUCCUCUCCCAGAUUUCCUGGGUCGCGGCCUGAUGGUAUCAUUGUCAACAGAUGAUCCCCUCAUGUUUCAUUUUACAAAGGAACCACUGAUGGAGGAGUACAGCAUUGCAGCUCAGGUUUGGAAACUCAGUCCAUGUGACAUGUCAGAACUGGCUAGAAACAGUGUGGUUAUGAGUGGCUUUGAAAACAAGGUGAAACGUCACUGGAUUGGUGAUAACUAUGGCAAAGAAGGACCUGCUGGAAAUGAUGUAACAAAGACCAAUGUUCCGGAUAUUCGGGUUGCGUUCCGUCAUGAGACUUUGGUAGAGGAACUGAGCACACUCUGCACGGCUGCACGUGUCUAGUGUAUGUCUGCUUGUUAACAUGUGUCCAAUGUACGAAUGCACAUCACCAAAUCACAUCAGUUAAACAUGUAACAGACAUAUUCAACUUCCUUUGAUAUUAUAGAUCUCAAGCCAGCCCAGUCCAAGAUAUUUACUCCAGAGAGAGGCCUAGCUCCCUUUCCCAGCCUUAAUUGGGUUUUAAAAGAAAUAUGAAAAAGAAAUUAUUGAGAUCUCGAGUCAGUAAAGUAUAUUAAAAUCAAUUCAAUGAGGGUAUAUGAGACAAUUAUACUUUAUUUAUUGAUAUUAGACAGCAGUCAUCGAUCAAUGCCUCUCAUUUAAACUUCUUUAUGAGCUAAAGAACUAAGAUUGAAAAAUGAUAAUCUCUUUGGGACACUGUAAUGGUCACAGUGGUAGCAUUAUUUUGGCAUAGGGAAGACAAAAUUCUUACUUAAGGUAUUGAAAUUAUUAUAGAUAAAAUACUGUUCAUUCAAUUGACAUGCAUUUGCUUGAAAAUAUUAGACAUGAUUUAUUUAUGUUUCCAAUAAGUGAUGUAUGGCUCAUUACGCAAGAUGUCACCUGAGCAUACAGCCACCAUUAUUUAAAACAUUUGUCCCCACUUAUAGUGGAGGCAAAAAAACAGAUUAUUUGCGAGCAUUUUUUUCUGCUCAAUCAUUUUCUCUUUAAUGUAAUUUAUGAAUUGUAUUACUGUCAACACAUCUUUGAUAUAAACAUAAAUUGUAUUUUUGGGAUGUAAGUUGAAAUGGAAAUGAGUUAUUGAGAUUUUAUUUUUAUUUAGUAUACUACAAUAUGAAAAGUUUGUGUAAAA